Molecule: messenger RNA, 1872 nt
Organism: Plenodomus lingam JN3
Lineage: Eukaryota; Fungi; Ascomycota; Dothideomycetes; Pleosporales; Leptosphaeriaceae
Source: RefSeq, a predicted model, not a curated record
AUGUGGAGUCCGGAGUCUGAAGCGGGCCAGCCAGUCGCGUGCGAUUACAAUUCCCUCCCGCGUCGGUACCGCGUUGCUUCCGUCCAGCCUCCGACUUGCUUCCGACUUGGAUCCACCGACGAAACAGGCAAUAAACCUGCCUCCGUGUUGCUCCCGUCACAGUUCCAGGAACCAGACUCGUGGAAAUAUCGCCAAAGAAGUCUCCCGUUACCUCGGAUACAUAUUUUGGGCAUAGUUGGACUCGUCUUGGGGCCGAGUUUGGGGCGCCAUGGGUCAACAGAGACGAAGCUUGUUGCCCUUAAUGAGGAGGCUCAACAUGCAGCCGAGGAUGAAAAGUCCAUGGGCCUAAUCCAGGCCAUCAAGCUGUAUCCAAAAGCUGUCGGCUGGUCAGUCGUGCUUUCGAGUGCGUUGAUCAUGGAAGGCUACGAUCUCGCGCUUCUUGGUAGUUUGUACGGUAGCCCACAGUUCAAUCGAAAAUAUGGAGUCCUGAACCCUGCUACUGGGAGGUAUGGUGUCAGGGCAAGCUGGCAAAGCGCAUUGUCCAACGGCGCACGGGCUGGUGAAGUUAUUGGCCUGAUCAUCAACGGUUUCGUCAGUGAACGCUAUGGCUAUCGGAAGACGAUGAUGGGUGCUUUGAUGGCAAUGAAUGCGUUCAUCUUUAUCCUCUUCUUUGCACCCAACGUACAAACGCUGGUGAUUGGUGAGGUGUUCUGCGGUAUCCCUUGGGGCAUGUUCCAGACACUCACAACACAAUACGCAUCCGAGGUCGCGCCGGUGCGCCUGAGACCGAUUUUGACGACCUUUGUAAAUAUGUGUUGGGUAUUUGGUCAGUUCAUCGCAGCUGGAGUAAAUCGUGCAUGUGUACAACGCCCUGACCAAUGGGCGUAUCGCAUUCCUUUUGCCCUCCAGUGGAUGUGGCCACUGCCAAUCAUGAUCGGAGUCUUCUUUGCACCUGAAAGUCCAUGGUGGCAUGUUCGCAAGGGCGACAGAGCUGGUGCCAGAGCGGCGCUUCUUCGCCUUACAUCGCCUGAGAAGGAUCCAAACUUCAACGCCGACGAGACAAUCGCCAUGAUUGAACACACCAACGAGAUGGAGAAGAAUAUGUCAGAGGGUACCAGAUGGUCCGAUUUGUUCAAGGGUACCGAUCUUCGCAGAACUGAGAUCGUCUGCUUUGCGUGGAUCGCUCAGACCAUCUGUGGAACCAAUAUCAUGGGCUACUUUGCAUAUUUUAUGCAAAAGGCUGGACUACCCACAGUCCAGUCCUUCAACAUGUCGAUGAUCUCACUCGCGCUCGGACUGAUCGGUACAGCGGGCUCGUGGCUGUUGAUGCAACACUUUGGUCGACGGACGAUCCACUUCUCGGGUGGCUGCAUACUCUUCUUGAUUCUCAUUAUCGUCGGAUCAUGCUCGUUUGCUGGAACUGAAGCUUCGAAUUGGGCCAUUGGCGCCGUGCUCAUCGUUUUCGUCUUCGUGUACGAUUUCACCAUUGGGCCGGUCACCUACUCUAUCGUAUCUGAAAUGUCGUCGACCCGGCUGAAAGCAAAGACGAUCGUGCUUGCCCGCGCAUUAUACAACAUUUCCAACAUUGUUGUCAAUGUGCUUACCAACUAUCAACUCGGAGAGGCCAACUGGGCGUGGGGUGCAAAGACUGCCUUCUUCUGGGCCGGAACUUGCGGAUGCGUCGUGGUUUGGGUAUACUUCAGGCUCCCUGAGCCAAAGGGUAGAACAUAUGGAGAACUGGACAUGCUGUUUGAGCAGAAGAUUAGUGCGAGGAAGUUUGCCAGCACCCACGUCGAUCCAUAUGGUUCUGGACAUGGUCUGGAGAAGACGCUGAGCGAGAAGGCAGCGGCACAUCCAGAGUGGAAGGAGUGA